Molecule: messenger RNA, 2223 nt
Organism: Hyla sarda
Lineage: Eukaryota; Metazoa; Chordata; Amphibia; Anura; Hylidae
Product: vomeronasal type-2 receptor 116-like
Exons: 5
Coding region: 1-2223 (740 amino acids)
Biological process (GO): G protein-coupled receptor signaling pathway
Cellular component (GO): membrane
Molecular function (GO): G protein-coupled receptor activity
Source: RefSeq, a predicted model, not a curated record
AUGUGGGAAGCACGAUUUCUUGCUGUCUGCUGCCGGUUUUACUUCUGGCAGGCCAACAAGACGUUGUAUGGAGUCAGGGGCAUAGCUAAAGGCAUAUGGACUUUAGUGCAAACAUUCAACUUGUACAGUGCAGUGCCAUCGAGUGACUCACAGAUCAGUUAUGGAUCACGAGAUCCACUUCUGAGCAACAGAAAGCUGUAUCCAAACUUUUUUCGAACCGUCCAGGACUAUGAGAUGCAACAUGUAGCGAUUGCAAAGUUAGCUAAGAGUUUUGGAUGGAACUGGGUCGGGAUCAUAACCUCAGAUGAUGACCAAGGACAACGCGAAGCCGCACAUCUGACCCAAACACUCAGUAAAUAUGGAAUUUGCCCUGAAUUUACCCUUAGAAUUUCUCUAACAGUAUUUUAUAAAACAUAUUUCCGAGAUCUGAAAUCCUCAUCUUCUGAGAUUGUUAUUUUCUGUGGAACAUUAGGAAUACAUUUUAUAAAGUCACUUGGUUCCAUAACAUCUAUUCUGAGGGAAAGAACAAUUAUCCUUCCAGCCUCAUGGUCAAUUGCCACAGAACUCAUACACCACUAUAUGGAUGAUAGACUGGAUCGUAGUUUGGUGUUUUCUCCUCCAAUACGUUACAUCGCUGGAUUACAGGAACAUUUAUCUACUUUUCAUCCAUCCAAACGACCAGAUGAUAAAUUACUAGAGGACAUCUGGAUUUAUUUACAUUGGUGCCUUUCAGGAGAUAAUAAGAAAAAUAAAUUAUUUUCAGCAUUUGCUGGUUUCUCCCUUCAUAAUUGUACUGGAAAAGAGACGUAUGGACAGCUAAUAAAUUAUUCUAGAGAUUCAGGAACCUACAAAGUGUAUGUGUCAGUCAUGAGUAUGGCGCAGGCUCUUCAUGAUCUUUUUACCUUCUCACACAUAACGGGAGAAAAACAAUUGAAAACAAUCAAAUUCCAACAUAAACUAAAAAUGUUCCUAAGGAAAAUAAAAUUCAAAGAUCUAUAUAAUGAAGACCUGUCUUUUAAUGAAAAAGGAGAAAUGACUGAAAUCCUAGAGAUUCUAAACUGGGUAAAAAUGAAAGUUAAAUAUAAUAAUUUAACUAGAAAUGAACCUGUUCAAGUGCAUGUGGGCAGAUUUAAUCCAACAUUUCCUGAGGAUAAACAGCUGACUAUUCUCCCCAAUAGGAUAACUUGGAGACAUGGAAAGACACCAAAAGGUUUGUGUUCUGAAACGUGUUUUCCAGGAACUUACCAAACAUCAAAAGAAAGCUAUCACAGAUGCUGCUAUGAUUGUAUUCCAUGUCAAGAAGGACACAUUUCCAACACAUCUGAUAGUGAAAACUGCAAUAAAUGUCCUCAUGAUCGAUGGCCAAAUGAAAAAAGAGAUAAGUGUAUGCCAAGGGAUAUAGAAUUUCUAUCAUUUGAGCAGGACACCAUGGCUAUAAUUUUUCCCUCCAUAUCUGGACUAUUUCUCAUCAUAACCGUCUCUGUAUCAGGGAUUUUCAUCUCAUUCUUGGACUCUCCUAUAGUAAAAGCCAAUAAUCGGAACAUCAGCUUCAUUCUUCUUCUAUCCCUGAAGCUGAGUUUAUUCUGUGUGUUCCUGUUCAUUGGUCACCCAGAUGAUAUAACCUGCAUGUUACGACAAAUCUCCACCGGAGUCACCUUCACUGUUGCGGUGUCUUCUAUCCUGGCCAAGACCAUUAUGGUUUCCAUCGCUUUCAAAGCCACCAGACCUGGAAGCUUCUGGAGGAAAUGGAUGGGGGUAACACUGCCCAAUUCUGUAGUAUUGAUCUGCUCCCUUGUUCAGGUUCUGAAUGGAAUUAUUUGGUUGUCGGUUUCUCCUCCAUUUCAGGAGCAGGACAUUGACUCUUAUCCUGGAAAGAUCAUCAUUCAGUGUAAUGAAGGUUCUGUGGUGGCUUUUUAUUUCAUGUUGGGUUAUUUGGGGUUUCUGGCAGCGGUGAGUUUUGUUUUGGCCUUUAUGGUGAGGACAUUACCUGAUAUCUAUAAUGAAGCCAAGUACAUCACCUUCAGCAUGCUGCUGUUCUGUAGUGUGUGGAUCUGUGCCAUCCCAGCGUAUCUGAGCAGUAAGGGGAAGGACAUGGUCAUGGUGGAGAUAUUUGCUAUAUUGGCUUCAGAGAUUGGGAUUCUGGGCUGUAUAUUUUUUCCUAAAUGCUACAAAAUUAUAAGGUUGAAAAUGAAUAGAAGAAGGCAGUUCCGGGAUAAACAAUAG